AUGUCUGAUAAAUUAGAGAAGACACGCCCAAAGAAGGAACCUGUACGACUUUACACCCGUGCAGUAUUUCUGGGUUAUAAAAGAUCGAAAGUUAACCAAGAUCAGAAAUCUAGUCUCUUGAGAUUAGAGGGUGUUAAUACACGUGAGGAGACUUCUUUCUAUCUAGGAAAGCGUGUCGCAUAUGUAUACAAGGCAAAGACUCUUAAGAAUGGAAAAAAACAUCGCGUAGUUUGGGGAAAAGUUACUAGACCUCAUGGAAACGGUGGAGUUGUAAGGGCUAAAUUUAAAAAGAACUUACCUCCAAAAGCUAUGGGACAUAGAGUCAGGGUAUUCCUGUACCCAUCAAACGUUUAA
Molecule: messenger RNA, 354 nt
Organism: Theileria annulata
Lineage: Eukaryota; Apicomplexa; Aconoidasida; Piroplasmida; Theileriidae
Product: 60S ribosomal protein l35a, putative
Exons: 2
Coding region: 1-354 (117 amino acids)
Biological process (GO): ribosomal large subunit biogenesis; cytoplasmic translation
Cellular component (GO): ribosome; cytosolic large ribosomal subunit
Molecular function (GO): structural constituent of ribosome
Source: RefSeq, a predicted model, not a curated record